Anopheles cruzii is the source of this 2107-nucleotide messenger RNA. RefSeq lists its product as uncharacterized. The record is from RefSeq and is a predicted model, not a curated record. Bases 239 to 1300 code for a protein of 353 amino acids. The transcript has 6 exons. Gene Ontology annotation, biological process: arachidonate secretion; phospholipid metabolic process. NCBI's taxonomy places the organism in Eukaryota, Metazoa, Arthropoda, Insecta, Diptera, Culicidae.
UUUACGAUCACCUCCCGCGAACCGUGCUGCGUGGUCUAUGCUCCUGGAUCACCCAUCUAACAUCGAGCGCACGACCCAAUCAGUCAAUCAGACUCCGCUCUGCAGCGGGACUCGCAACGAUCAACGGCGCUGAACGGAGUCGGGGCCUCACGGCUUAUCGGGAAAAUUGUGCCACACGCGUCCCUUUCAACAGUCACCAACAGCUAACGACGUUUUCCCACAGCCCGAGUGAGGAAGGAUGUGCACUCCGCACGCCCUGCGGUUGAGGCCGGUCGCGGCUCCCGGCCGACCGCGGUACUGGGCGCUGUCCCGGCGCCUGUGGCAGUUCCUGGCCAUCCUGGUGGCCGGUCUGCUGAGCGGCACGAUGCUAACGACAGCCCGCGCAAAGCCGACGCUCUCGUUCCAGCUGUCCCAGAUUCCCGGCUUCACGCACAUCGUCGAGCGCCGGCUGAUGGACGCCAUGAAGAGCUACAGUGAACGCCGGCUAGACGUGGAGAGUUUGCGGAUGAUUUACUUCCACGAUCAAACGGUGGCGGUAGUCGAGCUUGGGCCGGCAAAACGACUGAUCGGAUGCGAACUGAUAGAAGUCUACAACGAUGCCGAAGGAACGGAACUACUGCGCAAUCUGUCGACCAUCAACCGACCAUUGGAGGUCUCGUUCCGCGACAUGAUCAAACUGAUGGACCAGUGCGAGCAGGUUGAUCGGCUCAACGAGCGUAACCAGCAGCAGCAGCAGCAGGGCACCGUGGCACCGGACGCGUGGAACGGAGGACCGAUCGCGUACCGGAUCGCUUCCGAUCGGGACUCGGGUCAAGAAGAGAGCAACCCACCGGAGUCAGCGGGCUCCGCCAGUAGUGACGGUGGGUUUUUGGCGCUGAUCAUGAAGAACCGCAGUAGCAGCAGCAGCACCAGCAACAGCAGCAAGCGGGGCAUCUUUCAUAAGGGAUCGUUUUCGCUGUUGAGCGGCAUCAUCCCCGGAACGAAGUGGUGCGGUACGGGGGACAUCGCCGAUGGCUACUACGAUCUGGGCGAGGAUGCGCUGAUGGAUCGCUGCUGCCGGACGCAUGAUCUCUGCCCGAUUAAGGUGCGGGCAUACCAGAAGCGCUACAGCUUGAGUAACAACUCUAUCUACACGAAGUCACAUUGCAGAUGCGACGAUAUGUUGUUCGAGUGCCUGAAGCACACCAAUACCUCGGCGGCCCAGGUCAUGGGAUUGAUCUACUUCAACCUGGUGCAAGUGCCGUGCCUGGAAGACACCUCAACCGGACUCCAGUUCCGGAAGGCCCGCGAGGGCUUCUAAAGACGGCCGGGCAGGAUUCUCAGACGCCUAAGAUAGUGGAACGUACGAAGGCAAUGGGACGAAGGCAGUAAACGAUUAUGCCCCCUUAUGCCCAACGCCGUACCCCACCACCCCUACCCAAAUCCCAGAAUGGGGCAAGUGAUGUGAUAGAUUCGGCAGAAAACACGGCAGGAGGAAACAUUGACCGAGCUUUGGCGGCUUCAAUGGCAACCCUGCUGCACCUUCGUGGUUUUAUUAAAAUUGGCUGCAAGAGACUAGCAAACCACUACACUACUAUCAUCGCUGCGAGACAAAGCGCUGCACUGGUGCAUUGCGAAUGUAAUUGGUUCUUGUAAGAACACUUGGAAGACUUGAGUUGUCAACUAAUUUCGUACGGUUGUCUCUCCAAAGAGAACGACUCCAAAUCAAAACAGGAAAAUCACGUAUACUGUAAUGUUAUUAUUUUCAUUUUAUUUUGUUUUUGUUUUUAUUGUUUUAAAUCAACGGACCUUGUAUGGUGAGGUCAUGGCUGCAAUAACUAUGUAUUUAAGUUUGGAACUAUUGUUUAACUAUCGGCCCGCGGUUGGCCGGGUGUGUGUUGUGAGUGGUUUGGUAUCAAGGUGCAGACGCAUGGAGCAAUCGACUUGGCUCCCUCGAACGAACCGUAAAUGUUACGCAACCAGUGAUAUGUAACGUGUAACAGCGCGUGUGCGGCAUUUUCAAAAGUCCCCCGCAACACAGAGCUAUACUCAAACAUUGCACACUAUGCACACCGGCCGGCCGAUUGCCAUUUUCGCGAGAGCCUUUGCAGAUUAAGUACUAGAAGUA